AUGGGCUGUCUGGUGCAGGAUCACUUCCCCAGAUGGCAGAACAUGUCCCCAGACAAGAGUUUCCACUUCAUUGUGGCCCUGUGUUAUGACAAGAAACUGGAGGCCCUCAGAGAAGAUGUUUCCACAGCUUCGCAUAGUUCCCAGGGUGCUGACUGUGUGUUACCCUCAGGUGAAAUUGUCCAGAUAACGGAGCAAAGUGACCUGGCCUCGAAUGAUGCUGCAGAGACUGGAGAUGUAAAGGAGGAGGUGAGGCUCCACGAGGGUGCCAGCUCCGACGGGCACCUGGGGCACAUCUUCAGGCACACGGCCAAGGAGCUGUUCAAUGAGGACGUGGGGGUGCUCACCUGCCACACCCUGAGGAACAAAGGCUGCCAGGAGGUCACCCUGAAAGGGACGGAGAGGGCCUGCUGUGCUAAGCCCAUUCACAAAGUUGAAGAUGUUCCUGAGACAGCACAAGAAGAGUUCAUUGAACUUAUUAACAGUAGUGCAGCGAAAACUGAUUUUUCUACAAUGCCAAUUACAAAAUUCUGGAUCAAGUGUUUGUAG
Messenger RNA from Pipistrellus kuhlii (Kuhl's pipistrelle), 546 nucleotides. RefSeq names its product nuclear prelamin A recognition factor-like. The record is from RefSeq and is a predicted model, not a curated record. NCBI's taxonomy places the organism in Eukaryota, Metazoa, Chordata, Mammalia, Chiroptera, Vespertilionidae. Gene Ontology annotation, cellular component: lamin filament. Bases 1 to 546 code for a protein of 181 amino acids. The transcript has 2 exons. Gene Ontology annotation, molecular function: lamin binding.